Scaptodrosophila lebanonensis is the source of this 1990-nucleotide messenger RNA. RefSeq names its product protein Tube (gene tub). Lineage: Eukaryota; Metazoa; Arthropoda; Insecta; Diptera; Drosophilidae. Bases 176 to 1579 code for a protein of 467 amino acids. Gene Ontology annotation, biological process: signal transduction. Gene Ontology annotation, molecular function: protein binding. The transcript is spliced from 2 exons. The record is from RefSeq and is a predicted model, not a curated record.
GCUAGCGCAUAGGAAAAACCUGUGAAACUCAGAGUUACUCAAAAGAAAAAUUCGAAGAAACAGAAAAGAAUAUCCACAAUGCUCUAACAUCGCGGCGUUGCAACAGUCGAGUAAACAACCCACCCGAAGAGCAAAGGCACACGCCCACGCACAACGAAAAACAAACGAAACAAGUAUGGCAAAAGCGAACGGGUAUGCUGCCAGUGGUAGCGUUGAUGAAGGGAGCGGGGAUGGAGACGGUAGUAUGCAUGCAAAAUAUACGCGCACAACGGAACUGCGACGAGUAGAAGACAACGACAUUUACAAAUUGUCAAGUUUUCUUAAUAUUAAUGACUCUUGGCGCAAGCUGAUGGCCAGAAUACCAAAGGGGCUGGACGCGAAGGCAAGCAGCGCCCCUGGUGCUUUAAACUAUGAUUUUGUUGUUCGCAACAGUGGACUUAAGUACACCGCUCAACACAUAAGCCAAAUUGAUGACUAUGCGAAGGCGGAACCGCACAAGAGUAUAUCGCAAAUAAUGAUCGAUGAAUGGAAAACAUCAGGGCAGCAAAACGAGCGGCCAACCGUGGGUGUGCUGCUUCAGCUGCUUGUGCAGGCAGACCUCUUCAGUGCCGCCAAUUUUGUGGCACAAGAUUUUCUAAAUGAACCCAAACCGGAGCGACCCGCUGAUGGUCCUGCAGCGCACCUAUCCCUGGAUCUGAGCGAGGACAUGGAUAUUGAUCACGAUGGCGCCGCAGUUGCUGGUACUAUAGGCAUGAAUUUGGACUAUGACAAGCGCAUGGUCGCGAGUUCUAAGAACGUGCCGCACCCCUCACAAAAUGGAGAGAAUGGAGGCUUACCACCAGUGGCACCACCGCGGGCAUCACGCUUGUCGCGCAUGUCCAGAACAACUGCCAGUAAUGCUUUGCCAUUAACAUCUAGCAUCGAUUCAAUAACACCAUCCGCAGCCAAUGUUCCAAACCUAUCAAUUCUCAAUGCGAGUAGCCCCGAAAACUUGCAGGACCGGCCGGAGCAAUCACGUGAACAAGAACUGCAAGAUUCGUAUAAUAUUCCAGUUCUUUCUAUACUUCAUGCAGAUUCAGCAGCAGGAGAAGCCGAACUGGCACGCGCAUCAUCAAAGCUUAGCGCAGGGAGAACUGAAAGAAAUGGCGAGACCACACCCAAUGUGCCACAGAUAACGCUUUUAUUUAAUAGCUCCGGCACGACUUCCGGCAUGAUUUCGACGACCACUACAGCAGUAACAGCAACAACGCAAACAACAAGCUACCACAAUCUACCCGAAAUAAGCGCAUUAAAUUUAAAUUCAGCAAUCCAACACAAUGGUGCUGAUAAUGCUGCCGACAACAGUAGCAACAGCAGCAUCAGCAACGACGAAGAUGAUGACGAUGACGAAGAGGAUGCGGAUGUCUCGCUGCCGAAUCUGAGCAAUUCUGAACAACAAAACUCUAACAAUGAUUCCAGCCUUACGACGGUGACCGGAACCAGCGGCGAAAAUAGCUUCGAACUCACCCAUGACUCCAGCUCAACAUCUAAUGACGAUUAUACAAACAAUAUUCCAAAUCUAAGCGAAUUACAACAUUGAAUAUAUGUGACGAUGGCCGUCCAACAAUUCGUUGAUAUCCACAAGCAGACAUUCCGUUACAAAAUUUACGUUUAAGAUUACAUAUGUAUGUAUGUACAAGAUGGAAGAUUCAAACUCACACACGCAGCCGUUGUUUGUUGAAACCUGCAACAGCAGUGUAGCCAGGACUUGAAAGGUCCAAUGUAUAAUUUAAGAGUAAAGGCAAGCUAUUGAUAUAGAAAAUAUGAUUUUCGUAUAAGUUACCCGGACGAUUGUGUGAACGAAAUAUGUGACUUUUGGGAAAAUGUAUUUUGUUUCCUCGCAAGAGAUUAUGCUUUUGAUUUAGCUUUUAAAAUCAAGCCAUAGUUAAUUUGUAAUACAAAAAUAACAAUCUUAUUUGUAUGAAACGAAAUAAAUUUAAUUGAAAGAGUA